CACACUAAAUGUAUCCGAGUUGCGCGUCGCUUGCGCCCGUGCAGGACUAAGUUAAACUGGUUGCAAUCAGAAAGAUAGUCAGUCAGCGUGUAGACUUUCAAGCCAAAACCACGAGAGCAGAGGAAUCAUCUUGUGACGUCACAAUGUCUGUAGUUCGGGAUUUUUACCACGUGGAGAUAGAUAAUAUCGGUAAAGGAAAAAGAGUUCGUCAGCCACCAGGUGGAGAGAGUAGCGACAUCUUUGGUACCGCAAAUGGUGAAGUAGAGCAUCAAACUCCAAGUCCGCAUGUAGUUAAAAAUCUAAUGCAGUCGAGAAUCUUCAGUCAAGAUGGCGAUAUUACUCCAUCACCCCAAUCAAGACGACAAAAUCAAAGCGGUGACAGUCAGAGUCGACUGUUUGGACCUCCAGAAGAAGACAAUUCACCAAGGAAGAUAGUUGAUCGCCUAAAAUCCAAUAUAUUUUCUGAAGAAGAAAGUUUGAAUGAAACCCCAAACUCCAAAAAGAAUGAUUCAGAAGAUCAGACUGAUGACGAUAAACAAACGACUCCUGAGAAAGUACCAGUACGCACUAGAAUUCCGCCAGGAGGCGUUUCAUCCGGAAUAUUUUAACAAGGGGGAGAGUUGUGUCUGAAAAGGCGUGGGGGCAUGAUUCUGUAAAAUGGUUUUACUGUUCCAGAGAUCGAUAUUUUGUAUUUGAUGUUAGAUUGAGACUUAAUCGGUUCCCAUUUUAUUACGUGUUCUAAUUUCUAGCUUUUGAAAUAUUAGCUCGAGUUUAGCGUAUGAGAAGAAAAAGAUCAAUCAAAAAAAGCUACGUAGUAAGCAAUGAAUUUUGACAAGCACAUUUACUGAUUAUUAUUUUUUAAAAUCGUUUGAGGAGAAAGAAAACGUACAUUUUUGUCGUAAAAUAAAAUCGUGAGUAAACGUUUGUCUCUAAAUAUACACAAUCCUGCUAAACAAUUAAGAUCUACCUUUAUCGAGCAAGAGUUAAUUAAACCAAAGGCUUUUGUAUUACUUAC
Molecule: messenger RNA, 1015 nt
Organism: Limulus polyphemus (Atlantic horseshoe crab)
Lineage: Eukaryota; Metazoa; Arthropoda; Merostomata; Xiphosura; Limulidae
Product: microtubule-associated protein Jupiter-like
Exons: 4
Coding region: 144-608 (154 amino acids)
Cellular component (GO): nucleus
Source: RefSeq, a predicted model, not a curated record